Messenger RNA from Frankliniella occidentalis (western flower thrips), 627 nucleotides. RefSeq names its product tryptophan 5-hydroxylase 2. The coding region runs from base 43 to 612 and encodes 189 amino acids. Gene Ontology annotation, biological process: aromatic amino acid metabolic process. NCBI's taxonomy places the organism in Eukaryota, Metazoa, Arthropoda, Insecta, Thysanoptera, Thripidae. The record is from RefSeq and is a predicted model, not a curated record. The transcript is spliced from 4 exons. Gene Ontology annotation, molecular function: iron ion binding; tryptophan 5-monooxygenase activity. Gene Ontology annotation, cellular component: neuron projection.
GUGAACGCCCCUGCCCGACGCCAGGACGAGCUGCCGGGGCCGAUGCACCAGGCCGAGCCCCGCGGUGGCGUGAACGUGGGGCCGAGCGGCGCGCCGGGGUCGGCCGGCUCCAAGGAGCCCGUCAACUCGGUCGUGUUCUCGCUCAAGAACCAGGUCGGCGGGCUGGCGAGGGCGCUCCAGGUCUUCCAGGACCUCGGCGUCAACGUGGUGCACAUCGAGUCGCGGCAGAGCGCCAACCGGCCCUCCGAGGCCGAGAUCAUGGUGGACGUGGAGUGCGACAACAAGCGCAUGGAGCAGCUGGUGCACAUGCUGCGCCGCGAGGUGUCCGCCAUCAACCUGACCGCCAGCGAGGAGUCGCCCUCGCCGCACCCGGGGCUGGGCAUGCUCUCCGCCGCGCCGAGCUUCGACUUUGGUGACAUGCCCUGGUUCCCGCGCAAGAUCUCGGACCUGGACAACGCGCAGCGCGUGCUCAUGUACGGGGUGGAGCUGGACGCCGACCACCCGGGCUUCAAGGACCCGGAGUACCGCAAGCGAAGGGAGAAGUUCUACGAGAUCGCCAUGGAGUACAAGCAGUGCGUAUGCCCCAGGUCAUCUUUGCCCCUCUCAUUUUAACCGCCGCCCAACGCC